AUGGGAAAUUCCUUAUCGAACACAGCGUUGUUUCGUCCCACGGAGCCAAGUUACAAAGAUGAUCUGAAAAAUCUAGUGUUCAUUCCCGAGUUAAUGGAUAUAGACGUAGACAAAUUUUUGGAAGAUAAAAGAUUCGAAAUAUUUAAUAAAGAAGAAAAUAUAAAAGAGUUAAGUAAAAAAAAAUUUCCAGCCAUCUUUCUAUACUCAAAAAAGCUAAAAACGAAACAUACCAUAAUGUAUUUUCAUAGUAACUCUUGUGAUUUAGGACAAAUAUAUGAUGAAAUGUGUAAUUUAUAUGAUUAUUUGCAUGUGAAUAUUCUGGCCAUAGAAUAUGUAGGGUUUGGUUUAUGUUAUUUGGAAGGUUCCCCAAAUCAGUAUAAUAUUAAUAGAAGAGCCCUAGCUGCAUAUAAUUUUUUAAGGUCUUUAAAUUUAAAAAGUGAACAAAUUUUAUUAUUUGGAAGAUCUAUAGGCACAGGAGUAGCUACCAAAUUAGGAUAUAAUUUAAAAUUAUUGGGAGACAAUGUUGGAGGAAUUAUAUUACAUUCCCCAUAUAUAUCGAUUGAAAAAUUAGUGGAAGAAUAUGUUACUUAUUCUUCAUACAUUAUUGAAAAUAUUUACGACAAUUUUAAAAACUUGUCUCUUCUUAGUAAUAAUGAUGAUUCAGAUACGCCACUUUUGCUUAUACACGGGAAAGAAGAUGAAGUUAUUGGUGUUUCUCAUUCUGAAUUUCUUAUGAAAAAUUUAAAUAACAAAUUUAAAACGGCUUUCUACCCUAGUGACUCAUAUCAUAAUUAUUACUAUGUCAUUGAUGAUCUCGCGGUGCCAACUAAGACCUUCCUAGAUAAGCAAAGCAAAUCACGCCAUGAAAAAUCUGUGGACAUAGUCGUACCAAAGUCUUUUUUCAAAAUAGAGACUGAGACACACAAAAUAACGCACAGAGAAGCAAACGCCAGGGGUUCUAUGUCAGAAAAAGAAGGAAGGAAAUCCGAAGACACCUUAUCAGCAUAUGAUAUGGGGGAAAAAAAAAAAGAAAACAGUAUGAAAGAUAUUGAAAAGAAAAAGAAUGGUGCUAUAUCUUCACAAAUUAAGAAUACCAUUGGAGAAGAUUCAGAGAAAAGGGAAAAACAAUAUAAAGAAAAUUGUACAACAAAAUCAGGAUAUAAAACAAACAAGUUGUUCCAGGAAAAAAGAGAUGCAUCUUCUGAAAUAAGUUCCUCUUCUCGUAAUGAUAAGGAAGUACUAACUGAUAUUAAUGUAGAAGAAAAAAUAAAAAUAUAUAAUAAAUAUAUAUCAAAUGCUAGACCACCAAGCGGAAAAGACAUAACAAGGAAUGAUGUACAAAUCAAUUCCAAUAAUAGCGAAAAAAAGGAUAAUUCUAAUAAAGAUGCAAAAAAAAAUAAUAAUAAAAUUAAUGUAAUAAUAUCUUCAAUAAACGAUGCAGGAUUAAAGAAUUUGAAAAACAAAGACGAAAAGAAACACGAAGUAGUAGGUAUUAAGGCGACAUUUGGAAAUGAUUUAGAACAUCGAAGUAGAAAUAAUCAUAGUGGUUCUGCAUCUGAUAGUGCAAUUGAUCAGAAAAAGAAAACGAAAAUAAUAAGUGAUUCAGAAAAUAAAUAUAAAAAUUGUUAUACGCUCAAAAAAAGGGAACUUAAACAGGAAAUGGAGGAAAGGAAGAUGCCUCAUCAUAAAGGGGAUAAUAAUUCCUCUAAGGGAACUGACAGAAAAAUAAUGGAAAUUAAAAAAUAUGAAAAUAAAGUCGAUUUGGAUAAAUUUAUCAAAAAAAAUGAUGCUACAUCUAAUAAAAACAUACCAAGUUGUCUGAACAAAUGUAAAGACGAAACUAUCGAUCUGGAACAAAAAACAAAAGAACUGCAUAAGGACGAAACGGAAAAAAGGGAAGAAGUUGCAUGA
Messenger RNA from Plasmodium gonderi, 1911 nucleotides. Its product is annotated as alpha/beta hydrolase. Gene Ontology annotation, molecular function: palmitoyl-(protein) hydrolase activity. The transcript has 4 exons. NCBI's taxonomy places the organism in Eukaryota, Apicomplexa, Aconoidasida, Haemosporida, Plasmodiidae. Gene Ontology annotation, cellular component: membrane. The record is from RefSeq and is a predicted model, not a curated record. The coding region runs from base 1 to 1911 and encodes 636 amino acids.